UUCAGGAAGUUACCAGUGCGAUAAAAAGGAGCAUAUCAAACGAUAGGACUGUGUAUUGUUUAUACUUUGAGGAGAUCUAUAAAACGCCAUUAAAAUGUCGGGAUUUGAUGAUAACCCAUUUGCAGAUUCGUCCAAUGUCAACCCUUUCCAAGAUCCCUCAGUUACACAAGUGACCAACUCUGGUGUAGACCACAUUGAGCAAUUUAACCCUUUCCCAGACCAUCAGACGGCUGGCCUAUCAGGGCCCACCAUUCCGGCUUCCACGACCCUUUCCCAGCCUGCCGUGCUCCAGCCGUCCACAGAGCCCGGCCCAAAGGCCACGGCGGCUGCAGCCCAGGCCAGCCUGCUGAGGCAGCAGGAGGAGCUGGAGAGGAAGGCUGCAGAGCUGGAUCGCAGAGAGCAGGCACUUCAGAGCAGGGGAGCCUCCACAGGCAAAGAGAACAACUGGCCACCUCUGCCCAAGAUCUUUCCCAUCAAGCCUUGCUUCUACCAGGACUUCUCAGAGGAGAUUCCAGUGGAGUACCAGAGGGUCUGCAAGAUGAUUUACUAUCUGUGGAUGUUCCACUGUGUGACUCUGUUCCUCAACCUGCUGGCAUGUUUGGCCUACUUCACCACGGAUUCCGCGUACGGCGUGGACUUUGGCCUGUCCAUCCUCUGGUUCAUCCUGUUCGCCCCCUGCUCCUUCCUCUGCUGGUACAGACCCGUCUACAAGGCCUUCAAGACGGACAGCUCCUUCAGUUUCUUCUUGUUCUUCUUUGUGUUCUUCUGCCAAGUGGUGUUGUUCGUCAUCCAGUCUAUCGGCAUCCCCAAAUGGGGAAACAGUGGUUGGCUCGCCUCAUUCGCCAUCAUCAGCACCAACAAGGCAGUGGGAGCCAUCAUGAUCGUGGUGGCUUGCUUCUUCACUGUCUGCGCUGUGCUGUCAAUCAUCCUACUGAAGAUGGUGCACAGCCAGUACCGGCGUACCGGGGCCAGCUUCCAGAAGGCCCAGCAGGAGUUCUCCCAGGGUGUGCUCACCAACAAGUCCUUCCAGACGGCCGCCACCUCCGCAGCCUCCUCCGCCGCCUCCGGAGCUUUUCAGGGGAACAACUAGACCCAGGCCGGGCUAACUUAACCCCCAGAUACGCCCUUCCCCUCUUCCAUCCAUCCAACGCCCACCACCACACCACCUUUCUGGGAUGGGGAUGGAUCCCCCACACCCUGCUGUCAUCAAUCCCU
This is a messenger RNA of Salvelinus namaycush (lake trout), 1215 nucleotides long. It is a transcript of the gene scamp2, whose product is annotated as secretory carrier membrane protein 2. The record is from RefSeq and is a predicted model, not a curated record. The transcript is spliced from 9 exons. Gene Ontology annotation, cellular component: trans-Golgi network membrane; recycling endosome membrane. Bases 95 to 1090 code for a protein of 331 amino acids. Lineage: Eukaryota; Metazoa; Chordata; Actinopteri; Salmoniformes; Salmonidae. Gene Ontology annotation, biological process: protein transport.